Messenger RNA from Brenthis ino (lesser marbled fritillary), 513 nucleotides. The record is from the annotation of a GenBank genome assembly. NCBI's taxonomy places the organism in Eukaryota, Metazoa, Arthropoda, Insecta, Lepidoptera, Nymphalidae.
AUGGCGGACACUGCAGCACGUGCUCUAAAGUUAAAAGUCUUGCCUACCAACGUACAAUUAAAAGGCUUUGGAGGUAUCGCUACGCCGGCUGUAGGACACGUAGAGUUUGAUUUAUACGUGGAUAAAGUCAAAAUUCACACUACAGCCGUUACAACUAAUACUGAUUUAGGAGAUAUCGUGUUACUUAUUGGUCAGCCAGUUAUUAAUGAUAAUACUGUGUCAUUGACAGUAACGCGGACAGGCGCUGAACUUUGUACGACAGAAUAUGAAGUUCCAGUCGGAGACAGUUUGGUGAAGGUGUUUGUGGAGGGCGCGCCACCAGGCGAGCUUUGCACGAAACCACGCCAACACAGCAUCGGUGCAGAGCAUUAUGCAGUAGCCAGUACAUUACUCAGAGGGGGCGUCGGAUAUCUACGUGUCUGCAACAUUGGAGAGGUCCCUUUGAGAUGGAAAAAGGGGGAAACUGUGACAAGGGCAGAGCUCUGUAACGUCUGUGGUGAGGAUGGCCGACUG